AUGAACAAAGGAAAAUCAACAACGGAUGCAUCUACAGUUUCAAAAGGUGCAGAAGGUCGUCGACGUAUCAAUAUUCAACAUAUGCAAAAUGUUCUUCUAAUCUGGUUAGACAGUAACAUUGACGAAACAAGUCAUGAUUGUCAAAAUACAAUUACAAAACUGCGAUGUGCUGUGAAUGAUAUCAACACAUUUACGGAUGCUAAUCAAUGCUUUGAGUUCAUUGAAACAGUCGUCGACAAAAAGGCUUGUAUAAUCAUAUCUGAAUCACUUGGACAACAAACUGUACCUCGUGUACACAGUAUGUCUCAAGUUGAUUCGAUUUUUAUCUUUUGUGGCAACAGAAAACAUCAUGAACAGUGGGUCAAAAAUUGGCCCAAAAUAAAGGGUACCUUCACAGAGAUGAUACCAAUUUGUGAAGCACUCAAGGGAGCUGCUCAUCAAUGUGAGCAAAAUGCUAUUCCCAUGAGUUUCGUGGGAACAAAUAAAAAGUUGGAUCAAUUAGAUCCUUCUUUCGUGUACACUCAAAUACUUGAAGAAACAUUAUUGACUAUCAACUUCGAACAAAAAUAUAUACGAGAUUAUAUUAAUUACUGUUGCGAUGUUUUUCCAGAUAACAAAAAACAAAUAGAAAAUAUUAAACGAUUAGAAGAUCAAUAUCAUAGCGAAACACCCAUCUAUUGGUACACCCGUGAUAUGUUCCUGUAUCCCAUGCUCAAUCGUGCACUGUGA
This is a messenger RNA of Adineta steineri, 729 nucleotides long. The record is from the annotation of a GenBank genome assembly. NCBI's taxonomy places the organism in Eukaryota, Metazoa, Rotifera, Eurotatoria, Adinetida, Adinetidae.